AUGGACACAAAUGCAUCUUCUCAAUGGCUGCUGCUGCAGUCGCUGGACUUGUCUUCUAAGCAGGUCUAUCCAUCAUUUGCGUUCGGCACGUUAACCUAUCUAAUCGUUGUCUUUUGCAACCUGCUGGUGUCGGUGACAAUCGCCACGAGCAAAAAGCUGCACAAGCCCAUGUUCAUCCUGCUCUUCAACCUGCCCCUCAGCGACCUGCUGGGAGCUACUGCUUUCUUCCCUCACUUCUUGUUCAGCAUCCUGUCGCACAACAGACUCAUCUCUCCCCACGCGUGCAUGGCUCAGGCCUUUAUCAUUCACGUCUACGGCACGGCCAACCUGUUGACCUUGACCGCCAUGGCGUACGACCGAUACAUCGCCGUGUGCUCUCCUCUGAGGUACCACGUCAUCAUGAGUCCCGAGAAGCUGAUAAAAAUCAUAUUUUCCAUAUGGUUCAUCGAUUUCUCCAUAAUGGGCGUCCUAUUCGCGUUGCUGGUGCGGCUCAGGUUUUGCAGGAGCAGGAUUGUGGAUUUGUACUGCAACAACCCGUCGCUGCUGAAGCUGACUUGCGAGGACAACACGGUCAACAACAUUUACGGCUUAGUGGGCAUCGUGUUCCUGCAAGGCGGCACUUUGUCAAUAGUGGUGUACACCUACGCACAAAUACUGCGGGUGUGCAUCAUGACUAACAACCUGGACACCCGCAGAAAAGCCAUCCAGACAUGCAGCACCCAUUUGACCGUCUUUGUCAUUCUGCAGAUCAACACGGUCUUCACGCUGCUGGCACACAGGAUUGAGGGUGUGCCGCCGUACCUGAGGAGGCUGCUCGGUUUGUCCAUUUUAGUCUUUCCGCCUUUUUUGGACCCCGUGAUUUAUGGGCUGAAGGUCACAGAGCUGAAGGAAAGCAUUGGCUUCAUUGUAAGGAAGACAUGCAGGCUAAGCAAACUGUGUCGGAAGUAA
Dunckerocampus dactyliophorus (ringed pipefish) is the source of this 948-nucleotide messenger RNA. Its product is annotated as olfactory receptor 52Z1P-like. Gene Ontology annotation, cellular component: membrane. The transcript has a single exon. Gene Ontology annotation, biological process: G protein-coupled receptor signaling pathway. NCBI's taxonomy places the organism in Eukaryota, Metazoa, Chordata, Actinopteri, Syngnathiformes, Syngnathidae. Bases 1 to 948 code for a protein of 315 amino acids. Gene Ontology annotation, molecular function: G protein-coupled receptor activity; olfactory receptor activity. The record is from RefSeq and is a predicted model, not a curated record.